AUGGGACGAUUGCUGUCGAUCUGCUGCUCGUGGGGCAAGACGCAAGAGGCGGCCGCGUUGCUGCAGGUGGCGGCCGCAUUCCCGCAGAGCCAGCUGGCAGAGCUGGCGAGCACAGGGGCUGCAGCAGGCGGGGCCAGCAGCGACAGCAACAGCGGCAGCAGCAGCAACAGCAGCAGUGCUGGAUUGCAGAUUGAAGUGGUUGAAGUGAAAAAUACCUGCCCCUUUGGCCACUCGCGCAGGGGCGGGCGGCUGCGCACAAAUGAGUUUGCAGUUGCUGACCGCGGCCCGCGGACAGCAGUGCCGCCGGAGUGGGUGCCGCAGCUGCAGCUGCACAUGCUGUGUGCGGGCACCCGUAGCGGCUUACUAGUCAGCCGGUCAGCCACCAAGGGCAUGCGGGUGUUCCGUAUGCAGAGAGAUGACGAGCUGCUGCGCCUCAUGUUGCUAGUGAUCAGCCGGUUGUGGCAACAGCAUGUGCUGCCUGGGCGGCCGCCCCCAGCUGACGUGUAUGCCAGCUGGCACGAGCAUCACGACAUGAUGCGCCGCAUCAGGGAGGUAGCCAACGAAGCUGCGCUUGUGGUUGCCACCGAGGACAUGCGGCACAUGCCUGGUGGGGACAGCCGCUGGUUCCUGGACUGA
Molecule: messenger RNA, 636 nt
Organism: Chlorella variabilis
Lineage: Eukaryota; Viridiplantae; Chlorophyta; Trebouxiophyceae; Chlorellales; Chlorellaceae
Exons: 7
Coding region: 1-636 (211 amino acids)
Source: RefSeq, a predicted model, not a curated record